Molecule: messenger RNA, 630 nt
Organism: Capsella rubella
Lineage: Eukaryota; Viridiplantae; Streptophyta; Magnoliopsida; Brassicales; Brassicaceae
Product: F-box protein At3g49450-like
Exons: 1
Coding region: 1-630 (209 amino acids)
Source: RefSeq, a predicted model, not a curated record
AUGACAAUUUGUAGAAGGCCCUUUUUGUAUAAAGCGGAAGAGUAUCAAGUUCUCACGGUAGGAACGGGCAACCUACAAUGGAGAAUGCUUGAGUGUUCUGUAGACCACAUACCUCUUCGUAGGGAGAUUUGCAUCGAUGGGAUGCUAUAUUACUCAGCUAGAGAUACGGAGUAUAACAAUAUGUUAGUUUGCUUUAAUGUUAAGCAGGAGAAGUUCAACUUUAUCAAGAACAAUGAUUUUGGGUUUCCGACAACUUUGAUAAAUUACAAGGGUAAAUUAGGAGGAAUCCGUUGUAGCCCAACCACUUUCAUUGAUGGAACAGCUGAAAGCUUUGAGUUAUGGGUUAUAGAAGACACUGAAGAACAUAAAUUGUCAAAACUUGUUCACAUAUUGCCGCCUAGGUGGAAGGAGCUAGUUGCGGAGACUGAAGUUUGCAUUGUUGGGAUAAUUAAUGGAACCACUGAAGUUGUGUUUGCUCCGAACGUCUUGUCUGAUCCGUUCUACAUAUUUCACUUGGAUAUGGAGAGGAACUCUAUCAAAAAAGUUCAAAUUCAAGGGCUUGGCCCUGUUAGAGGUCAAAGCAUUUACACCUUCUUAAACCAUGUCGAGAAUGUGAAUCUUAUUAUGUAA